GCGUCCAGGAAGCAGACAAACCGUAGUCCCACGUUAAUAUCACAUAAAUUCUCCAAUUCCCCGAAAUAAACUCGAUAAUUCGGAAAUUUCCGAGUGAAAGACGAAAAUUUUCAACGGUGAGUCGACAUUCGAGUGAAAAAAAUAGUGAAUUCACCGAUAAAAUUAGCGAAUGUUGUCGAUUCUAUGUGAAUCGAGGUGGCAAGAGGAUCCCAAGGGAUCUCCAAUGUCUUCCGAGGAAAUUUGCCAGGAUAUUCACUCCAAUGAGAAUGAAUCAUCCCCGAAGAUGAACGAAGGAAUUGACCUGGAGAUUCCGGAGUUGUGCCUGCCGGCGUCACCGCAGUACGUGAGUCGUCAGGACUCGGGUGUCCCAGAGGAUCUCUCAUCGCCGUCGGCGAAGACUUCCCCGGAGAACGACGAGGAUGAUGACCCCAAUGGCACGAUGAACAGCGAUUGCAACAUCACGGUAAUUCACGUUACGGAUACCCUGGUGGAGGGUAAGGACAAGGAUACUAAGGACGGAAGUGAUUCCGGGGUGGAGGGUUGCGCCACGGAGAUACCCAGGGUAAACGGCUACAGCAGCAUUAACAACCUCGACGAGGUGUCAUGCGAUUCCAGUCUGGUAUCGUGCAGUUCAGUUUACGAGGAUCCAUGCGGUACACUCCCCGACGAAUUGCCCCGCACUCCAAUUCCGCGACCUGGUGAGCACACGUCGGAGGGUGGAAGUGAGAGUUCAUCGGUGACGGGUUCCACAGGCUCCCGACCAACACCUCGACCCUCAAAACGCCCACCGUGCACUCCAACACCCAAGAAAAAACCCACUAAUCCCCCGGCGAAGACGUCCAGGUCGCGACCCACACCCCAGAGUGAACCAUCUCGAUUGAAAUCCCGUCCUCAAUCCGUUAAACCCAUACCCCCAACCAAACAAACGACAAAACCCUGGUGUGGUGCUACACCGGCUCGCACCAGGAGUCGAUCCCGUCCUCUCCCCGACACUCUGACUCUAUCAUUGGCGUCUCCACUCGCCAAGGAACUCGACAAGGAUCUCUCCCAGAGGGGAAUCACCCGGGGAACUGCCUCAAGCAUCUCAAAAUGCCGAACAACACCUGUUCCUACACCCUCGGAGGAUCUCAAACGUUCCGCACCCACUCCCCGGUCGUCGAAGCUCCUCACCAGAUCGAUAACACUCGAUAAAACGAGAAAAUCCGAGCUCCAGAAAAUCGAGACCAAGACAAUCGAGACGUUCGGAACACUUCCCAGGAGACGACCAUCAAAAUUCAAUAUCCAGGAUGACAAGAAGUCGCGAGAGCCAUCGCUCUCCAGGAAGCGCUCCCUGGUGAAGCCGAAAAUUGAGAGAACUGUCAUUUAUCACGAAGUGAGUGUUCAGACGGGACUCACCGAUGUGGAUAUCGAGCAAUUGAUACAAGGAAUACCCACGAGGAGUGGUCCAGAGGUACCAGACAGGAUAACCUCGGAUACCCAGACGGAGGUGUCCGUCGUACCGGAGGCAAUGUAUGAGACCCUGAGGGGACAGCUCGACGAAGCGAGAAGAGAGAAGGAGAGGCUCGAGGUGAAGCUAGCUGCCACUAAGAGAGAGCUGGGGGAUGAGAGGGCCGAUCACGAGUUCACCAGGAUGGAGCUGGGGAAGAAUUUGCAGAGGGUUCAGGCGAUCCUUGGGAAUACUGAGAACGAGGGAAAUGAUUCCCUCCUGGAGCUCGAGUCACAUUUCCAGGAAUCAGGCCAGGUGGUGGCAAAUCAACAGGUGGAAAUAGCAAAUCUGCAGUCUCUCUGCAGAAUGUUAAAUCGCGACCUUGAGAAGAGUCUGGCAGCUCAGAAGACUCUACUACAUCAUCAGCAGGAGGUGGAGGCCGAGACUCUGGAGCUCCAGGAAUUUCUCCACCUGGAGAAAACAGCAAUGGCUGAGGCGAUGAAGGAGCUGGAGGCAGAGCUCCAACAGAAAAAUCUCACAAUCACUGCCAAAGACGAGGAAAUCCGUCGUUCAACCGAGGAGUGCAAACACCUGGUGAGAAUGAGCGAGCAACGACGACAGGAGAAUCUCUCCCUGGAGAUGAGAAUGAGUGCAAUCGAGAGAAAAUGCCGGGAUUUGUUGCUGACACAGGGUGCAGCAGUCUCAGGUGCUGGUGUUGCAUUGUCAGGAUUGGGUAAUCGAUUGGAGGGACUUGUCGAUCAACUCGUCAAGUCGUACAAAAUAUCGGAGAAGGAUUUGGAGGACGUGGUGUACCACAAUGAGGCGUAUUCGAAGUCGAAUAGCAGUGCUGAGUCGUCACCUGUGAGCUCUAGGUCUUUGAAUCUCGUGCCAUCACCCAAGAGGCAUUCAUUCGUGUCGGCUGUCAUCGGGGCUAUCAGAAAUGCUGCGACACAUCCGUUCGUGGGGAAGAGGUCGUGCGAGGGGGGUAAGGGAUUGUUCAGGGAGCUCAGGGCUGACGAAAGCGAGGAUCUUCUGGACUUUGAGACUGAGCCCUGUCUCAUGAUGGAAAGUGUCCUCGAGGAUGUUCCUCUGCAUGAUGGUUAUACCAGGAAUAUGGUUAGCAGUUGUGAUUCACUCAGGAGGGGAUUCAGUGUUCCUGAUGGUGUACUUGAGGGUUACGAGGGUGACAGGAGUCCUGAGGAGUUCUCAUCCCUCAAUAGUCUCACUCAGGCUAUCCUAAAUCGACGAAGGGCUGAGGACGAGGAGGAGGGUGACACUGGCGAUGAGGAGGAGGAGGACAGUGCUCACAGGGUUCAGGACUAUGGAACAGCUGUUAAUCUCGUCGAUCAGGUAAUCGAUGUGGAUAAUCUUGUUACCAAAUUGCUGAAGGUCUUGAGGAUCAUUCAGCUGGAGAAUGACACCUGCAUCAAAGAACUCAGGGAGGAAAAAGGAAUGCUCGAGGCCAGAAUUGCUGGUGAGGGCAGAGAACAGGGCAAUGAGAAAAACGAAGGUAUUGCAUCUUGAAGAUGAGGCUCAACCGAUCUAGUCUACGCCAGGAAUGACCCACCGGCUUCAGCUACUCCUAGACUACCCCAAUUCCCAUGAGACUGCAUUUAUCUCCCAAUUACUCGCUUUUACGUUAAUGAGCAGUGGAUCAAUGACCUAGAUUACCCAAAUGUAUCAUAAUUGUAAAAACUAGGACCAUAAGUUUCAAAUAUCUUUUGUACCAUCGAACCCCCGGAAUUGCGUAAUUAAAAAACAGCAGGGAAUGAUAAACUGUAUUUAUUGUAAUUUCAGAUGAAUAAAUAUCAUUUUAAUAAU
Messenger RNA from Fopius arisanus, 3247 nucleotides. RefSeq names its product cornetto (gene corn). NCBI's taxonomy places the organism in Eukaryota, Metazoa, Arthropoda, Insecta, Hymenoptera, Braconidae. The coding region runs from base 170 to 2950 and encodes 926 amino acids. The record is from RefSeq and is a predicted model, not a curated record. The transcript is spliced from 3 exons.